This is a messenger RNA of Trichoplax adhaerens, 1110 nucleotides long. RefSeq lists its product as uncharacterized. Gene Ontology annotation, biological process: phosphatidylinositol metabolic process. The annotation marks the transcript as partial. Lineage: Eukaryota; Metazoa; Placozoa; Uniplacotomia; Trichoplacea; Trichoplacidae. Gene Ontology annotation, molecular function: phosphatidylinositol kinase activity. The record is from RefSeq and is a predicted model, not a curated record. The transcript is spliced from 12 exons.
ACUCCGUCCGACAUAUCUACAGCGCUGCAAUUAGGUAUAGAGCACUCGGUUGGGAAAUUGUCUUCUAAACAUGAAAGAGAUGUUCUUAUGCAGGACUUUCAAGAUAUUGAUGUGGUUUUCUUUCCGAGAGAUGGAAGUACGUCAACUCCCGCACAUCAUCACGCCGAUUUUACCUUUAAAACAUACGCACCGAUAGCGUUCAGAUUUUUUCGUGAGCUAUUUGGUAUCAAACCGCAAGACUUUAUGAUAUCCAUGUGUGAUAAACGAUUGAAAGAAAUACGCAAUCCUGGAGCAAGUGGAUCCUUAUUUUUCUUAACCAAUGACGACAGAUUCAUAAUCAAGACUGUACAAAAAAAAGAAGCCCAGUUCUUACAAGAGUUACUACCAGGAUAUUAUUUGAAUUUUAGUCAGAAUAAAAAGACUCUCCUUCCGAAGUUUUUUGGUCUAUAUUCUUAUUCUACAAGUAGUGGCCAAAGAAACAUCCGCAUCGUAGUCAUGAAUAAUCUUUUACCAUCAGUUUAUCAGUAUCAAGUAAAAUUCGAUUUAAAGGGUUCGACCCACAAACGAAAAGCCUCAAAGAAUGAAAGAGAAAAAAAAUGCCCAACCUUAAAAGACUUAGAUUUCAAGACGGAACUUCCUGAGGGAUUCGGUGUUGACCCUACUAUAUAUGACUCCUUAACAAGAACCUUGGAAAGAGACGUUAGGGUAUUGAGAAGUUUUAAGAUUAUGGAUUAUAGUUUAUUAAUUGGUGUACAUAAAUUGACUGAAGUUUCAAGAUCAUGGUCCGUAAGUGAAGCUGACUCUAGGUUACGAUCGGCGUCCGGUGGUGCCUCUUCCAUAGAUGCGGUCACGGCAACGGCAAGAUUGGGGCGCAUUCACGCAUAUACUACAUCUGGAGAAGCCGUAAUGUUAUUCAUCGGAAUAAUUGAUAUACUUCAAAGUUACAGAUUUAUUAAGAAACUAGAGCAUACAUAUAAAUCAAUUCUUCACGAUGGUGAUGCGGUAUCAGUCACUAGUCCAGGAUUUUACAGUGAAAGAUUUGUUAAUUUUUGUAAAAGUAGUGUAUUUACGAAACGAAUUGGUAAGAAGCUGAGAUAUUAUUACCUAUAA